AUGUUGACCUUGAGAGUCAGAGGUCCUGAAGGGUCCAGUACAAUUAAAAUCAGUCCACAAGCCACAGUUGAUGAACUCUACGAUCAAAUUUCUAAUCAGACCAACAUUAAGAAAGCAAACCUCGAAGUCCGGGUUGGAUAUCCUAAUCCCCAAAGCAUCUCCUCUUCGGAUAGCAAAUCAGCAAUUGAAUCAAUCGGUGUCAAGAGUGGCGAAGUUCUGCAAGUAUCCGCGUCUCAAGGAUCCUCUUCGAGUGUCCCCCCGCCUGCGCCAUCCGCACCUGGUCAAUCGACCCCACUGAGCAAGCCGGCCAGGGUCACAAACGACGUCGGACGGGCGCCGGCGAAAUCGAGUCUCUCCUCUCUAGCGCGGGUUCAAGACCAAAGCAGUGCCUCGCCCUCUGCAUCAAAGAUUGGACACGACGAUGGCCUGGACUCUGUCUCCGCCUCCGUUGCACUCGAGGCCGGUCAUCUGGUCCUGCGAGUCGUCCCGGAUGAUAACUCUUGUCUCUUUAGAGCCGCCGGAAUCUUGCUGGACCAUGGCGAUCAUAAUUCCUCUACUAUAGACCUCUCGCAUCGCUUGCGUCAGAUCGUUGCCGAUGCAGUCAAAAAGGAUCCUGUGACGUGGUGUGAGCCUAUCUUAGGCAGGGACCCCGAUCUUUAUACUUCUAAAAUCCUUGACAAGGACGUUUGGGGUGGCGCAAUCGAACUCGCCAUUUUGGCUGACCAUUUCCAAACAGAAAUUUGCUCCAUUGAUGUUCAAACCGGAAGGGUUGAUAGGUUUGGGCAAAGCCAUAACUAUGCAAAUCGAAUCUUUCUGGUCUACUCAGGUAUACAUUACGAUGCGAUCACUUUAUCGCCGAUUCCACCGGAAGAACUAUCAAACCAAUCGACCUGUUUCCCGCCAGAAUUGGACUUUGAUACGACGAUUUUCCCCUCGGAUGAAGACAGCUUCCUCCAUGCUGCUCUCCAACUGGUCUCUCAACUUCGUCAGAUGCAUUAUUAUACUGAUACUGCUUCGUUCACUUUACGCUGUGAGAUUUGUAAGACUGCUUUGGUGGGCGAAAAAGAUGCAAGAUCUCAUGCUGAGUCGACUGGUCAUACUAAAUUCGGAGAAUAUGCGUGA
Molecule: messenger RNA, 1122 nt
Organism: Puccinia triticina
Lineage: Eukaryota; Fungi; Basidiomycota; Pucciniomycetes; Pucciniales; Pucciniaceae
Exons: 7
Coding region: 1-1122 (373 amino acids)
Biological process (GO): protein deubiquitination; endoplasmic reticulum unfolded protein response
Cellular component (GO): cytosol; nucleus
Molecular function (GO): cysteine-type deubiquitinase activity
Source: RefSeq, a predicted model, not a curated record